AUGGGCAACAAGAAACUGUUGACCGGCGCUUCAAGCAGAGCUUAUGGUACUGCAAGUUACAGAGAUCCUCUGUUGCAGAACCAGGAUAAACCCAAAGCGAAUGGAGAGCAAGUAAGCGAGAAUGGUCCAAAUGAUCUUGAGCAUGGUGUAGUUGAGGCAGCAAAUGUCGGAUUUGGCAGAGUCUUUUCGUUGGCAAAGCCUGAUGCGGGAAAGCUUGUGAUUGGUACCAUUGCUUUGUUGAUAGCUUCAACAACUAAUCUCCUUGUCCCAAAAUUUGGUGGGAUGAUUAUAGACAUUGUAUCCAGAGAUACCGAGACGCCUGAACAGCAAGCAGAAUCCAUUCGUGCUGUUAGAAAUGCCGUAGUGAUCAUUCUGAUUAUCGUUGUAAUAGGAUCGCUAUGCACGGCUUUGCGAUCGUGGCUAUUUAAUUCUGCUAGCGAAAGAGUUGUAGCUCGAUUGAGAAAGGAUUUGUUCAAACACCUAAUGCAUCAGGAAAUAGCAUUCUAUGAUGUCACAAAAACUGGAGAACUCUUAAGUAGACUAUCCGAAGACACCCAAAUCAUUAAAAACGCUGCUACUACAAAUCUUUCUGAAGCUCUUCGUAAUGUAACUACCGCGCUUAUUGGAGUUGGUUUCAUGUUUACAUCAUCUUGGAAACUAACAUUGUUGGCACUAGUAGUAGUUCCGGUAAUUUCAGUUUCUGUGAAACAAUUUGGUCGCUAUCUCCGUGAACUUUCACACAAAACUCAAGCAGCAGCUGCGGUUGCUGCGUCAAUUGCUGAGGAAUCUUUUGGCGCUAUCCGAACGGUUAGAUCUUUUGCGAAAGAAGGUUAUAUGGUAUCACAAUACUCCAAGAAAGUCGAUGAGACUCUGAAUCUAGGACUCAAACAAGCUGUACUUACCGGUUUGUUCUUUGGAGGACUAAACGCAGCUUUCACGAUAUCUGUUAUUACGGUUGUAAGUUAUGGAGCUUACCUUACAAUAACUGGUUCUAUGACUGUUGGAGCCCUCACGUCCUUCAUUCUUUAUAGCCUCACAGUUGGUUCAUCGGUAUCUUCUUUAUCAAGUUUGUACACAACUGCGAUGAAAGCUGCGGGCGCUAGCAGACGGGUUUUUCAAAUCUUGGACCGUGUUUCUAGCAUGCCAAAUUCAGGGGAUAAGUGUCCGGUUGGUAAUCCUGAUGGAGAUGUGGAAAUAAAUGAUGUCUGGUUUGCUUAUCCUUCUCGCCCUAGUCACAUGAUACUUAAGGGAAUAUCGUUGAGGUUGACACCAGGUUCAAAAGUUGCACUUGUAGGACCAAGUGGCGGAGGAAAAACGACAAUAGCCAAUCUGAUUGAGAGAUUCUAUGAUCCACUCAAGGGAAAGAUUUUGCUAAAUGGAGUCUCUUUGAUGGAAAUAUCUCAUCAAUAUCUUCACAAACAGAUCAGCAUUGUUAGCCAGGAACCGAAUCUUUUCAACUGUUCCGUGGAAGAGAACAUCGCAUAUGGAUUUGACGGUGAAGCUAGUCUUUCAGAGAUAGAACAUGCAUCAAAAAUGGCGAAUGCACACGAGUUCAUAGAAACAUUCCCAGAUAAGUAUAAAACUGUUGUUGGAGAACGCGGAUUACGUCUCUCAGGAGGACAGAAACAGAGGAUUGCAAUCGCAAGGGCGCUUCUUACAAACCCAAGUGUCUUGCUCCUUGAUGAAGCAACAAGUGCACUUGACGCUGAAAGUGAAUAUCUUGUUCAGGAUGCGAUGGACUCGUUGAUGGCAGGAAGAACGGUAUUAGUGAUAGCUCAUAGGUUAUCGACGGUUAAGACCGCGGACUGUGUAGCGGUUAUAUCAGAUGGUGAAGUGGCUGAGAAAGGUACUCAUGAUGAGCUUCUCAGCUUAAAUGGAAUCUACACUAAUCUUGUCAAGAGGCAGCUUCAGAGUUCUUCCUCUGUAGUAACCAACUUAUGA
Molecule: messenger RNA, 1941 nt
Organism: Arabis nemorensis
Lineage: Eukaryota; Viridiplantae; Streptophyta; Magnoliopsida; Brassicales; Brassicaceae
Source: the annotation of a GenBank genome assembly